UAUACGGCUUCUCUCUAUAUAUAUUUCAAAAAAUAUCGGCUCAAAUAGGGCGACCAUCGAGAGAAGGGUUACCCGUGUUCAUCUCGCGAUCUUCUGUUUGGUUGUUGACUAGUUCGGAUUCUGUCCCUUGUCGUGUCUCUAGGGUUCUUGAUCAGGAUGAAUUCCUGCAGAAUUCUGGGUGUUGAGGAUUGCGAAGAACCCUAAAAUCUUUCGUGUGUGUGUGUGAUUCCGUGUUACAAAGAGAUGAAUUUGGGUUCGCUGCAGGCAUUUCACUUGGAAUGUCUGCUAUGGGUCAUCCUUUCACUACGAGAGACCGUUCCCACGUGGUAUUGAAGAAAUCCAUCAAUCAUACGUUUAUGAUACCUGAAUGUGAUUUCAUUUCUUUGCUGAUUCUUCAGGAGCACCUCGUUAGGACAAGUGGCUGGUGCUUACGCUGAACAUUUCUUCAUAAAGCUCUCGCAAAUCCAGCCUGACUAAAUCUGUAGAAAGCAGUGGCUGCCUUUGCUUCAGAAGAUUUUUUUUGAAGGAGACUGCCGUGCAUACUGUUUCGGAAGUUGUUGCCAAACUGAAAUAUCCUCAGAUGAAGUGCAAGAAGAUGGUGUUUGAGAAUGGGCCGCUGAUACUUGAAGAUGUGGAGAAGUAGUCUCCACUCCAGAAGACUGACGUCUGUGUUCUCCUCCGUCUCUGUCCUCUCCUGCCUGUGGCAGAUACGUAAUUACAACAUCAUACAUGAUCCUUGGACAGGGGACAAGGAGAGUCGUAGGAUGAAGAGGUGUCCCUUCCAUGGACCAGUUGUCACUGAGUUUUGUCAUUUGGAAGGAGGAGGCAGAAAGUUAUGGGAAUAUACAUGCGGUGGGUUUAAUCAAUCAAAAGAUCAGAAAAUGAUUGACUCAGGCAGUGAUUACCGUCACCACUAUACGCCAAAAACUGAUUGCAACGGACGCAUUCCACAGCGACACAGGUCAAACCCACAAUUCUCCGCAGUUUUUGUGAUUGUGUUUCUCUGCUGUUCAAAGAGAAAUCGAGAGUUUUGCGCUUUCCUUUUGUAUCUGCUUCACAUCUAAUCCAAGGAAUGCGGAAACAUGUGCUUGAAAGUUGAACAUAAUUCCUCUGCUGAGGUCUAUGAUCUCUCUGGGCUGCUAUUGGUGCUCAUCUCUCAUGAGACCCAGCUUCUAAUCCAUUCACUCCAUCCCCAGUUUUGCGCUCGCAACCCUACUUCUCCCCAGAAUGCCGAAGAAAGCAUCGCAUCAAAGCAUGAUCUGUGUGAAGACGGUUGAACAUCAUCUGGGUUCUUGAGUUCAACCGUCUUUUUUUUGCUUUCUUGUUUUUAACAAAUAUAGUGUAUAGUAGGGCUAUAGUCGUCGUAGUGUUUUAACCUCAUCUGGUGGCAAUGAAAAGAAAAGGAAGUAUACUGAUGCAACGUUACGAGCUGGGAAGAUUACUUGGCCAAGGGACAUUUGCUAAAGUGUAUCAUGCAAGGAAUCUGAAUACCGGGACUAGCGUGGCUGUGAAGGUCAUUGACAAAGAAAAAGUUAUGAAAGUCGGUAUGACUGAGCAGAUAAAGCGAGAGAUUGCUAUCAUGAAACUUGUCAAGCACCCCAACAUAGUCGAGCUCUACGAGGUAAUGGCCACGAAAACUAAGAUCUAUUUCAUCAUGGAGUAUGUAAAGGGAGGAGAGCUAUUCAACAAAGUGGCGAAAGGAAAGCUGCGAGAGGAUGUCCGGCGGAUGCACAUUAUUCAAUUGAUAUAAAAUAGAGCGGUUGACUAUUGUCACAGGCAUGGAGUGUGUCAUAGGGACCUGAAGCCAGAGAAUCUGCUGCUGGACGAGGAAGGGAAUUUAAAGGUGACAGAUUUCGGGCUGAGCUCGCUUGCUGAGUCCAGGCGUCAGGACGGGUUGUUGCACACGACGUGUGGGACUCCUGCGUAUGUAGCACCAGAGGUGAUAUGUCGGAAAGGGUAUGAUGGGUUCAAAGCGGAUGUAUGGUCAUGCGGAGUGAUAUUGUAUGUUUUGUUAGCGGGGUAUCUUCCAUUUAGGGAUCCAAAUCUGAUGGAGAUGUAUAGGAAGAUUGCGAAAGCGGAGUUCAAGUUUCCGAACUGGUUUGGGGCGGAGGUUAGGAGGUUGCUGAAGCGGAUAUUGGAUCCAAACUCAAAGACAAGGACGGGUAUGGAGAAGGUAAUGGAGAGUAGUUGGUUCCAAAAGGGGGAAAAAGAUGCAAGAGCAGAAGUAGAGGUGGAUGGAAAUGGUCAGAGUGAGAGUGGGGGAGAGUGUUGGAAGUUGAAUGCGUUUGAGAUAAUAUCGAUGUCGUCGGGGUUUGAUCUGUCGGGGAUGUUUGAGGAGAAAGAGGAAACGAGGUUCACAUCAAAGAGGAGCAUGGAGGAGAUAGUGGAGAAGCUGGAGGAGAUAGGGAAGGGACUGGGGAUGAAGGUGAAGACCGGGGGUGGAGGGAAGGUGAGGAUGGAGGGGGAGUUGUUGACAAUUGAAGCGCAGGUGUAUGAGAUAGUGCCCAGUUUUCACGUGGUGGAGAUGAAGAAGAAUAGCAACGCAUUGGAGUACAAGAGAGUGAUGGAGGAGAGCGUCAGGCCGAGUCUGAACGAUAUCGUUUGGGCUUGGCAUCAUUGAUAGAGAGAGGCCCCGGUCUCUUUCACAUUCUGAUCGUUUCCUUCUAUUUUUGUGUUAUUUGCUCCUUUUUUAACGGUCGUUUGGGAGUCGCAUGCAAUGUUUAAGCCUUAGAAGGUGUGAGUGAGUGUGUGUGUUUUGUUUUUUUCAGGCAGAGAGAUCCAUAUAUAUAUGUAUACGCCUACUCUCUCCA
Tarenaya hassleriana is the source of this 2810-nucleotide messenger RNA. Its product is annotated as CBL-interacting serine/threonine-protein kinase 15. The transcript has 9 exons. The record is from RefSeq and is a predicted model, not a curated record. NCBI's taxonomy places the organism in Eukaryota, Viridiplantae, Streptophyta, Magnoliopsida, Brassicales, Cleomaceae. Gene Ontology annotation, biological process: protein phosphorylation; signal transduction. Gene Ontology annotation, molecular function: protein kinase activity; ATP binding.